GUAUCUGGAAGGCGAUUUAGUUGCAGUGCAAGUCGCGAGUAACGAUGUCUUGGGCAAGUAGGAUUAUUUCUGUGGUGCUGCUAUUCGACCUGACUUUGACGUUAGGACAAUUGACUUGUGAUUACAGUUUGUAUUCAAGGUUUCGUUGUACGAGAUUUGCACGAGGAGCAGUCGUAACACCAGCACAAUGCAGAGCAGCAGGUUGCUGCUAUGAUCUGUUCAGUACGGCUGCGCCCAGUACAAGAUGUUUCCUUGCGCGCGAAGAGGUAAACAUGCGUUUCAAACCUACGGUACACCCCAAUACUGGACAGCAGAACGGCCUUUUAACGCUCGGUGGUUUAUCAACUCGGGAUGGAAAUAUUGUGGUUCGCAAAUGUAACGUAGCGAACCGAAGGCCGUGUGGUAACUCUCGUACCACAAAGAGUCGAUGCGAAAGCUUCAGUUGUUGCUGGCACAACAGAACCGAGUCCUGUCAUCAUGCAUCACACUACAUUAUUCGUCAGAAAAAGGCAUGUGAAGCUGGUUUUACCAACCCUCCUGUGUGUUCGGAUAUUGAUGAAUGUGCUAGCAGCCCAUGUCAAAAUGGAGGAGUCUGUGUCAAUUUGAAGAAUAAAUUUCGCUGUGAUUGUCCCCCUAAUAUUCAAGGCACAACAUGUACUAAUGUUUGUGGACAACCACCUGUUAUAGCAAAUGCAAAUGUCCCGCCAGUUGCCACGUAUAAUGCUGGAAACACAUACACAUAUGCAUGUACUGGAACCUAUCAGCUAGUUGGCGCUUCUGUUGUUACAUGUAUGGUAUCAGGAAGUUGGUCUCCUUCCCCUCAAUGUGUAAAAGUAUGCAUGUCGCCACCAAAAGCACAGUCUGUUACUGCAAGUCCUGUUCUUACCUCUUACUCUGUUGGUCAUGUGGUGACAUACAGUUGCCCAACUGGGUCAACCCUUAUUGGUGCAAGCACAAAUCAUUGCUUAGGAACUGGACAGUGGCUAGGUCCCAGUCCUACUUGCGGAAUUUGUGCACCUCUGCCAUUUAUGGGAAAUCUUGUGUACACUCCGGUGCAAUCAUCCUAUGCGGUUGGUGAAACAAUCACAUACAACUGUGCCUCUGGUUACACUUUGGUUGGAAAUCCUCAAGCAAGUUGCCAAGCAACAAAUUCUUUCGCGCCAUCCACCCCACCAACAUGCAGCAACACAGUGUGUCCACAAGUACCAUCUGUCAGUGGUGCUAGCUUCACUCCCGAUGUCGCCACUACUCCUAAUGUUGCUGUUGGUAACACUGCCACAUACACUUGCAAUACAGGAUUCACUUUAACUGGUUCCGCCACAAUUACUUGCUCUACUGGUGGUGUUUGGGUUUUCCCACAAGGGCCAACAGUGUGUAACCCAGGUUGUACUGCCCCUCCACCUAUAACAGUUGGCACUGGAACAGUAACAACAGGCACGAAUUUCCCAAUUGGUAUCAAGGUAACGUAUGCUUGUACUUUCCCACCAACAUUGGUUGGGUCUGCAGAAAGCACAUGUUUAGCUUCAGGCUGGUCAAAUCCACCACCUACGUGUCAACAAGUAUGCCUGCGACCUACUCCAGCUGCAAAUAUCAUACUUACCCCGAAUUCCCCGACAUUUCAAAUCGGCGAACCAAUCACUUUUAGUUGCCCAUCAACACAUGUGUUCAACCCAGCUGGAACUUCUGUACUGACGUGUACUUCACCAUCUUAUAUGUUUUCCGUGCCUGUGACAAACAAUUGUCUCAUUAAGUGUGGAACACCACCUACUACCAAUACUGGAAUCAGUUCUGCAUUUACAACGCGACCUGUAGUGGGUGAAACGGUUGAAGGUACAGUUAUAACUUACAGUUGUCCAGGACCAAACGAUGCCCCCCUUGGUGCAACAGUUAACAAUUGUUUGAACACUGGUGCAUGGUCACUGCCAACUACGGCUAAUACUGCUACAUGUGUUGCAACUUGUUCAGAUCCACCUGCGUCAUCGGGUGCACCUACCACAAUCACCCCCAGCACUGGGCCUUACUUUACUUCAACCACAGUCCAAUACACCUGCCAAUCUGGUUCCUCACCAUCUACGGCUGGAAGCGAUUCACUAACAUGUAACAGUCCAAAUUGGAGUCCAAGUACAGGGCCAUUAUGCGCCACAAAUUGUGGGCCCCCACCUGCAAUCACAAGUAAUGGAGUGGCUGCCCCUGCGGGACCUUAUAUUAUUACCUUCUCAUUUCCUUAUGCCUGCGCUUCGGGUUAUUCACUUAGAAAUCCAGUUACGAAUACAUGUCAGCUUCAAGCUAUUGCUGGGGUAUGGUCUGUUUCAACUGCUCCAAUAUGCGUAGCAGACAACCGCAACUUGGAUUUGCUUUUCAUAAUGGAAGGAAACGACAAUGUAGAAACACAGACUUGUACAGAACUUGAAACUUCGUUUUCUGACACCAGACCCAUUGGGCCUUCGGGUGUUCUUACAUCAGCCAACUUCCCGAGAUUCUUUCAGCAACAAGCUUUUCUAACUCACUUUGAGAGUACGUGGAAUGCAGUAACUCAAACUAAAACACGAAUGGCAGUCCAAAUGCACAAUGGGGGAUGCCUAAACACUUUUGCUGCUGCUCCAAAUUCAGUGAGAUUAUUGAAAUCUAAUAUUGACUUGGCCACCUAUUGGAUGACUACAAAUCAAUACAGAUGUGGUACUGCGACUCCCCGCGACAACUUGGUGUGUGCCUAUGCCUAUCAUUUCACAACUACCAACGGUGACACUGCCAACCAGGAUGUUAUCAUUUUUGCACUUCCCGAUGUGUUAACCGCCACUGGUUAUGGUGCUUUAAGAAAUACCCAGCUCUUGGGUGUGGAUGCAACGAGGGCUAAUCUUCCUCCGAUAUACACAGUAUCUUUGCUGGAGACAUCUGAUCCCAAUUAUGCCGCGAAUGCAAACUAUGCAAGGGAAUUUGCCUGUGGUACUGGAAAUUCAUUAACUUCACAGUGCACAAGGUUUUUGGGAAGUAUAUAUGAAAUCGGUACAGCAGUUAAUGUAUUGGCAACAGCUUUCCCAGCAUAAGAAUAAACAGUACAAGAGAAAUAAAAUUCUAUUUUAAAAAUUUAACAUUUUAAAUGCUUGAUCCAUCGCUUCCCGAAACUAAGGUUCCAAAAUAAUAUGUCCGUACGUCCGCAACUGGUUUUUAGAACUUGUAUAUAAGUUUGACAAAGAAUGUACACUUUUAUUAUCCGCUAAUCCCAGCUAAUGGUGUCGUUUAUUCUUGUUUGCAUGUACUGUAUAAAGUCACUAGAAUAAACAUUAAUAUUGAAACCUA
This is a messenger RNA of Ciona intestinalis (vase tunicate), 3297 nucleotides long. NCBI's taxonomy places the organism in Eukaryota, Metazoa, Chordata, Ascidiacea, Phlebobranchia, Cionidae. The record is from RefSeq and is a predicted model, not a curated record.